UACGUCAGAUUUCGUUAUCAAAAUACAAUAAAACACGAGAGUUUGCGGGGACUCCGCUUCCAGUGUCCCAUUAGGAGCCUCUCGGAUGUUUUCUACGCCCCCUACACUGAAAUCUUGAAUCCGCCCAUGGAAGACCACAACGGGGUUUCGUACUUUUUAACAAAGUCCAAUAGAUAACUUGUUGGUUAGUAUAGCCUGCAUCAUUUGCUGUUUCUCUCGGACUGUGUGCAUUGUAUGAAGUGGACAUGGAUAGCAAACUAGAACCCGUUCGUGACCCAAAGGACUUGUAUACUAAGAUAUUCAUCAACGAUGAAUUUGUGGAUUCCGUGAGCGGCAGAAAUUUUCCCACCAUAAAUCCAGCAACAGGGAAAAAGUUUUGUGAUGUGUCCGAGGGCGAUAAGGAGGACAUAGACAAGGCCGUGGCUGCUGCCAAGGAAGCUUUCAAAUUAGGGUCACCAUGGAGACGGAUGGACGCCAGUCAGAGAGGUCGACUUCUGUACAAACUCGCUGAGCUGUUUGAAAGAGACGCAAAGUUGAUUGGGAGUAUAAUCACACUAGAGAUGGGGAAGCCAUUUUUACAGGCUUACGGCGAAACCGUGUGGUCUGCAGGGAUUCUGCGUUAUUACGCGGGGUUGGCAGAUAAAGUCGGCGGCAAAACCAUUCCUGUGGAUGGAGACUAUUUUUGCUACACGCGACACGAACCUGUGGGUGUGUGUGGACAGAUUAUUCCAUGGAACUACCCUGCGUCGAUGUUCACGUGGAAGGUGGGUCCCGCCCUGGCCUGUGGUUGUACUAUAGUAGUAAAACCGGCCGAACAGACUCCUCUGUCAGCACUACAUUUGGCGGCACUAUGUAAAGAGGCUGGAUUUCCUCCUGGUGUUGUCAACGUUGUUCCUGGUUACGGACCCACGGCUGGUGCGGCUCUGACAGCGCAUCCGGAUGUGGACAAAGUCGCCUUCACAGGAUCUACCGAGGUUGGUAAGCUCAUUCUCCAAGCGGCUGGUGUAGCUAACAUCAAACGAACUUCUCUGGAACUCGGCGGGAAAAGCCCCAACGUCAUAAUGGAUGAUGCUGAUCUUGACGAGGCUGUCAGAUUUGCUCACGAAGGUGUGAUGGAAAAUGCCGGGCAGUGCUGUAUCGCCGGAAGUAGAACGUUUGUGCACGAAAAGAUAUACGAUCAGUUUGUAGCCAAAAGUCGUGAAAUGGCAGAGAAGAGGUUGUUAAAGACGGGCGAUCCGUUUGAUCUUAAAACAACACAGGGUCCACAGGUAGACGAGGAACAGUACAAGAAGAUCUUGGAGAUGAUUGAGUCGGGGAAGAAAGAUGGUGCUAAGCUUGAGAGCGGUGGCGCUGCAGUCGGAGGUGAUGGAUAUUUCAUAAAACCAACCGUUUUCUCCGAAGUGACAGACAACAUGAGAAUUGCCAAAGAGGAGAUUUUUGGUCCUGUCCAGCAGAUCUUCAAGUUUAAAACUCUGGACGAAGCCAUAGAACGCGCGAAUGCCACUCAAUACGGACUUGGUGCCGCCAUUUUUACCAAGAGUAUUGACAACGCCAUGAUGUUUACACAGGGCAUUCGGGCGGGAACAGUUUGGGUGAACCUAUAUAACUUUGUUACACCGCAAGCACCAUUUGGAGGAUUCAAAUUAUCCGGAUUAGGUCGAGAACUUGGUGAAUAUGGCAUGUCACUGUACCAGGAGGUGAAGACGGUCAUGAUGAAAAUUCCUCAGAAGAAUUCUUGAACUCUGUAUUCAGUUGACUUGGUAGUCUUUCAGUAGCGGAUGUGGAUUUAGACUUUCGGAAUGUUGAAUAUCAGUUUCCUUGCUUGAUACGUUGUCGCAUCUUUUGUAAAAAAAAAAUUGUGGUUGCUAAAGGUUAUGUAUAAUUAGGAUAACAUGAAAUAGUCAUAAUUUCUUAAGUUUAUCUAUUCUAGAGGAACCAGAAUGCAAGAUCGAUGAAUUAAAUUUGUUGAUUUCGAAAUGUUAAAAUGUCUUUAUAUAUAGUUGUCUACUUCCAAUACAUGGUGACAAUUUUC
This is a messenger RNA of Ostrea edulis (European flat oyster), 2032 nucleotides long. Its product is annotated as aldehyde dehydrogenase 1A1-like. Gene Ontology annotation, molecular function: aldehyde dehydrogenase (NAD+) activity. Lineage: Eukaryota; Metazoa; Mollusca; Bivalvia; Ostreida; Ostreidae. The record is from RefSeq and is a predicted model, not a curated record. The transcript is spliced from 13 exons. Bases 246 to 1739 code for a protein of 497 amino acids.